AUGUGGUUGCCAGGCAACAAGAGGCGAAGUGAAUCAAUGGAUUCUGCCUCACUAUUAAAUAUAUGAAUAGCAGGUUCGUAACCGCAGAGGAUAUAUUAAUUCUGGGAGAAAGACGUUGAGCAAACAUAUUGGAUUUUUUUGUCUUUGGUACGGGGAAGCUAACGUUCACGCACUUCAUCCUAAAAUGUCGGUGAUUUUAACAGCCUGUAGAAAAAGUAAGCAAAAUGCCAUAGAGAAGGCUCUCAAGAAGAAAGCGGCCGAUAAAAAAGCCAAGCGUGAAGCAAAAGAAGCUCGAAUGAUGGCGUACCAAGCAGACCAAGGAAUGCCAUCGAUGCAUACCGAAUGUCAUGACACAACCACCUGGAAUUUCAUGAUAUCUGAGGAAACUUACAAUAUUUCGUUUAGAAUGUACACAGGCGAAGUUUACUGCAACGGAGAAAAACUAGACGCCAUGGAAACAUUCAGUGAAGAUGAUUGCAGUUGUACAUACGACUUUGCCAUGAAUGGACACAAAGGCCGUAUCGUCACACGUGAAGGGGCUCCUAAUACCCUGACCGUGGAUGGAAUGUUGGUACCCAAUUGAUGAAAAAAUAUCUUCCAAUCAGGGAGCAUCAGUGGGCGUUUUGACUUUUUUCCCGCCAUCUGUGAUAAAUACAAAAUAAAUAAUAAUAAUUCAUUCAAUACAUUUUUUUUUAAAAUGAUAAUUGUAAUUUUCAAAAGAAUUUUUGGUACAUUGGAUGUAUAAAUGAGGUCGCUUACACUGAGAUGCUUAAACUUUUAAGGGGACCAUACUGUUGAUUUUGUUGUAUAUAAGUGACAUUAGUUGAUCAAAGUCAGAUGAUUAAACAAGACUUUCCAAUAAAAUGUAAGAACUUUUGUUGAUGCUGGAUUUCUUGUGAGGAUAAUUACGCUUUUAAUUUACACAUUUCCUACUAGUUUGAAUGUUUAGCUUUUGAAAUACGUCAUUAUUUGCAAAUGCUGCAUCGAAUAAGCACUGUAGUGUUAUAUUUUGAAGCGUUAUGUAAUGAACCAUUUGCCUGUUUUGUAUUUAAUCAUUUCUCACACAAUAUUUUAUCUUUUAAAAAUAAUUUGUAAGGUUGUAUUUUAUCUAAAAUAUAUUCACAAUUAUUUUUAAUUUUUAUUUUGAAAUGUUUGAAUGUUUUUACUCAGUAGAUACUGUAUUAUGUUAUUGUUAUGUUGAAAUGCAGAUUGAUAUAAUUCAUUUACAUUUUGUACAUCAUUAAGCAGUCUAGAAUUGAUUGAAACCUCUUUGCUUUGUGUAUUUCAUAAAAAAAAUAUAAAUGUGCCUUUCCCUUACAUAAGAAGAUAUUUUAAAAACCGACCUCACUCGGUUUAUAAGCGUUUUUUGUGGUUGUACCUUCAUUAAAUAAAUGACGAUUUAAUAGAAGAUUUAAAAGUAAAUUUGAUUUGGGGAGUUUUCAUUUACAUACAUGUAAUGUAUAUUUGUGAUAUUAAAUGAACCAAGUACUUUUUUGCUUAAAAUAUAAGCAGAAGAAUAACACAGAAAAUGGAGGCAUGUUAUAUAGAUUACGUCAAAGAAACACCUAUAUUGGGUAGAGUAUUAUUUUACAAAUUAGAAAUGGUUUGACAAGUAAAUGAAAAGAAUAUUUAAAAAUUCGAAAUUUGUGAUAAGGUGUUUGAGAAGUGCUAAAUUAUUUUUUGUUUUUUUAUUUUAUAAUAAGGGUAACUAUAUGUGUUAAUAUGUCUCUUUUGUAUCAUUGUUAGACUUCAUAGUAAAUAAUUGUUGUGGAACUCUUUUCAUGCAUUCUUUAUUUUCGCAUAAAAUAUAUAAAGGUUGAUUAAACUCAGCCUUAUUACACAAGUUUGUAUUCUUUUUGAUUCCAAAGUGCCAAGGUACUGAUAUCCAAUGCGUAUGCGAUAAUAAAGCUUACAUGAUAAAUGUUCUAUAGCAGUAUUCCAUUCACUCGUACGAUCCCAGUACAUAAUGUACACGGGCUAGAUGAACUUGUUUUUGUAACUGUUACGUAAAUAAAGAGAUAUUGCAAUA
Molecule: messenger RNA, 2029 nt
Organism: Saccostrea echinata
Lineage: Eukaryota; Metazoa; Mollusca; Bivalvia; Ostreida; Ostreidae
Exons: 4
Coding region: 185-583 (132 amino acids)
Biological process (GO): negative regulation of apoptotic process
Source: RefSeq, a predicted model, not a curated record